Messenger RNA from Ctenopharyngodon idella (grass carp), 1417 nucleotides. RefSeq names its product olfactory receptor 52D1-like. Gene Ontology annotation, cellular component: membrane. Bases 452 to 1417 code for a protein of 321 amino acids. NCBI's taxonomy places the organism in Eukaryota, Metazoa, Chordata, Actinopteri, Cypriniformes, Xenocyprididae. The transcript has a single exon. The record is from RefSeq and is a predicted model, not a curated record. Gene Ontology annotation, biological process: G protein-coupled receptor signaling pathway. Gene Ontology annotation, molecular function: olfactory receptor activity; G protein-coupled receptor activity.
UGCAACCGCUGUGUGCAAUUAUAUAUUAAACUGAAGUGAUAACUAUUUAUCUGUCAUCUAUCUUGGUAAGUAUAUAUGCAUGAGUGGUGUAAACAAUUCAGGGUGGUUUUAUAUUUCAUUAUCAGCAACUAUCAAAUAUUUCAUACCUUCUGCUGUGCAUGAAAGUUUAUAAGAAUUAUUGGGAUAAGAAAAUAUUGUUCUUUUUGGAAGAUUACAAUAUGAAGAUUUUUUUUUUUUUUUUUUUUUUUUUUUUUUUGGACAGUGUUACUUCUGUUGUUCUUUAGUACUUUGAUAUUACAUGUUGUAUGUGCUGCAUUAAGUUCUGUUCUGACUCUAUCUGGGCUGUGUUUCAUAAAAGCACAAUAACCUUAAGUUGAUACUACAAUCUAUUGUCUCCACAAUCUACUUAGGCUUAUACAAUGCUAUUUGGAAAACACAGCCCUGUACUGUAAUGUAUGUUUUGUUUAGGUCACAGAUGGACAACCUGACAUUCAGAUACAGCAUACUCCUAAUGGAAGGACUACAAAUUACACAUCUGUCCAAUCAUCUUGCAUUCAUGCUUUUUUUGCUUGCUUACAUAUUUAUUAUAGUCUCUAACAUUGGGAUUUUGAUUCAGAUCUCAGUGGAAAAAAGGUUACAUCAACCUAUGCACAUUCUUUUCUGCAAUUUGCCACUGAAUGAUUUAUUAGGGACAACUGUUCUUUUGCCACGCUUGAUGAGUCAAAUUUCAACAGACCCCUCUGAGCGCUACAUCACAUAUGUGGAGUGCGCUAUGCAAGCUUUUAUUGGACAUGUAUAUGGGACAGCAUCCCACACUAUUCUAAUGAUCAUGGCCUUUGACAGAUAUGUGGCCAUUUGCAAUCCAUUGCGAUACCCAACUAUAAUGAGCAAUAAUAUGGUGGUUAAACUGUCGGCAGGAGCUUGGGGUGCUGCAGUAGUGCUGGUGGGAAUUCUGAUCGGCCUCAGUGUGCGUCUGUCUCACUGCAGAUCUGUGAUUCAAAAUCUGUUUUGUGACAACGCUUCACUAUUUAAACUGUCCUGUGAAAAUACAAUGAUUAAUAAUGUAUAUGGAUUAACUUUUACUGUGGUUUUACUAACAUCCUCAUUGGGGAGUGUGGUAUUUACAUAUCUCAGAAUAGUGAUGGUAUGCUUCAAAAGCAAAAACAAAGCAACCAACAGCAAAGCAAUAAAAACCUGCAGUGCUCACCUGGCUGUUUAUAUAAUCAUGAUGGUUUCUGGAUUCACCAUAAUUUUUCUUCAUCGUUUCUCUGCAUCCUCUGAAAGUAGACAUUUACCUAGUAUAAUGUUCCAUGUUAUUCCACCAAGCUUGAAUCCCAUAAUAUAUGGUUUGCAAGCAAAGGAAAUCAGACAGAGACUGUUUAAACUUUUUUAUAAAAGUAAAGUUAACUCAAUGUGA